GAUGUGUUCUAGUGGUGUCGUUAAACAAAACAAACCUUUUUAAAAACUAACUGAAUUAAUACUACUUUGAAUAUCUGUAGCCUAGAUGUAAACAAACUAACUCUUUUUGUUUAUUGUUAAGGCGCCGCCACGCAAAUGUCUCCUACGAGAAUAGUCACCAGAUUAGCUGAUAGUAGCCGAGCAGGGGCUUAAUAACUUAAAUUACGCCUCGGGUCGACACAUUACCUGAACGCCACAGUUAAAACAGCGUAUGAAUUAAUUUUAUUUGAUAUCUGAAAUUGAAAUCUAGAAACUCGUACCGAAGAGAACUUUACAACUAUACACACGUCCAUCAAUCGAUUUUCACUCAACUUAAAAACAAUGAACUAAAACAGCGUUUUAAAACUUUUUAGCCAGCGUCACUUCCCAAUUUUAUUGAACUACUAGUUAGCUCAACUGGUCAACAUAGACAAAAAAAAGAAAAAGAAAGAAAAGAAAAAAGACAACAAAAAAAAAGAAAAAGAAAAAAAGUUAGUUUGUUUUGUUUAAUGACAUCACUAGAAGGUCAACAUAGACAGGUUUAACAGCACCUCGACAGUACGAAAGGUGGAAUACUCCGAUCAUUACUCCGGAUACCCCGAUUACUUGAUUCGAACUUGAACCGUCCGAGGACGCGUAGCAAAUACAAUGAACAGUCCAUCAUUGUGAAGAGAGAAAGCAAAUGUUCGCUUAUUUAUUUUCACGGUGUAGUAAUAUUCAUGAACAAUCCAAGAAAUUUUGUUAGCAAGGAAUAGCACGCCACCAUGGAUAAGCAAUACUCGGUGCAGUUCUUCACGUCUCUGGUGGAGUCCAUACAGAAGUGUUGUCGCGACUUCCUUGACUUCGACCAGGCCGUGGAGCUGAGCGGCUAUCUCAACCUGGAGAUUGACAACUUCAAGAAGGAGCGCUACGUGCUCAGUGAGAUGAUCAGCAACACGGGGGAUGUGAUCAGUGAGAGCUACUGCACGAAGGCCUUCAAGACUGUCCAGAGAAACCCACGCCGCUCGCCUCCCCCGUCACCACCACGUGCCAACAGUGUGCUUAAAGACAGCUCCAAUCACUUGGACAGAAACCGAGCUGGUGGCGUCGGGGAAAGGGGGAGCCCUGCCCCCCAGGCAGGGAAACGUCAUUUCGGUUUGUCACAGAGACAUCAUUAUCUGUCACCGUUUCAUCCUGGCAGGAGACGCAACCUCAUUCAGAGUAGGAGAAGCGUACCGUCGUCAUUCACACAAAGUUCAUCAUUCACACGCAGUUCACCAUCACAAUCAAAGGACUCUCAGCCGUAUGAUAUUCAGGCACGCACAUCCAUGGCGAUGACGUUUAGUCCAUCUACUGAAGUGGUUGCUUCACUGUCUCAAAGCUUUUCGGUGUUUGGGAAUGACUCAUUACCAUCAGGUGCUGUCAAAUCUGAUGUGUCUGGUUUGGAUGAUUCCGACCGCAGUAAAGAGAAAACAUCGGGUGAUCUAGAAGCUUUAUAUGUGGCAGCAACAAGUGUUUCGGACUUGGAACAGUCGGUCUUUCCUUCUGUUAGCAGCAACAUUUACACAAGUGUUACACAGACUAGUGCCGAGAGUGUCAAUACGGGCACAGCUUUAGAGACCGCGGCCUCGUACACUGAGUCAGCAGGUUCGUACGCCGAGACAGUUCGUCUUCCCGUGCGCAUAAAGGAAGAGGAGGAAGAAAACGAUGAUGAUGACAUUAUGUUUAUAGAAGGACCGACUGACAUUUCUGGUACGGGUGGUUCGACUGUGAACACGUCAGAUUCCAAUGUUGACAUUUCACACCCCGGCAUGCAGAGUCGUCUGAGUUCGUCAUUAUCAGAUGCGCAGCAGCAUGUUGGGGAAGACAGAAGUGGUGGGGAAGACAUGAAGACACUGAAGACGAAGACAGGACUAGAACAAAGAGUUGCUGUGAAACCUAACCCACCAGCUUUUCCCUCUCAAUGGCUGCCAUCCAGCAGUGCAGACACUUCAUUUCACACCAUACAGCCAGGGUCACAGGGUCUGACAGGAACUCGCUCCCAUGAUGCCUCAUCGUUAUUCAUUUUGCCAGACUAUUACGACUUGAAAGGAAAUCCAUCAUCAUAUCAGAACUGUAACAUGAAGGUCUUCAAAUGUGAUCUGUGUGGGUACGAAGCCACCAGGAAUUACAAUCUAACCAGACACAUGCGUACGCACACUGGAGACCGACUGAGGUGUCCCUUGUGUGACCGGACGUUCAUUGACAACUACAAGCUGAAGUACCACAUGAAGAGCCACAGUUACAUAAAAGGUGAAGCGUUGUCUGAAGGAUCUUCAUUCGUGGAUGAAGCAGACGUGGAGCAUAUGGACAUGCAAGAUGGCUGUGGACAUCCAUCUAGAAAUCAUGAACAUCACACUGGGUCAUCAUAGGAUUAUGCUCUUCUCUCAUUUCUAAAGGACAACUGUUACACUUUUGUUAACUAAAAUAGGUUCAGACAUGUUUUUAAGUCAGUACAUGGGACAUACAACACAAUGCCUUUUUGAAUACAGUGGUCCUAACCUUCAGGUUAAACUGCAAUCUUAAUUAUCUGACCGUGUAUACUCUCAGUGUGUUUAAUAAUUAUGUAUUUUGAAUAGAUCAUUCAGUUAGUUUAUUCCUGUCAUACACCAUUAGUUUAUUUCUGUGAUGCACCAUUAGUUUAUUUCUGUGAUGCACCAUGCUUUGAUCUCAGUUGGCAUCUACCUAUAUAUAUAUCCAAGUUAGGUUCAUAAAAAUGUGUUAGCUAUUGUGAAACAGCAAAAGCGUCCCACUUUGAGUUCAACCAUUUUUUUAAAAAUGAAGUUGAGACUCUUAGGCUCAAUAUGUUACAUCAAAGCUUUUCAUCAUCAAUACUUAUUUAUGAAAACACAUGUUUAUAGACAUUUACAAAUGUAGUAUUGUUGUGACAUUGAAGCUGAAAAAUAUGCAGAUAUAUAUGGGAUAUAAGGAAUUUACCUUUGAAAAAGUUCAGGUUGCCUAGAUUUCCACGUUAUCACAAACGUUUGAGGAACAAAUCAUCAACUGUUACCCUACCUCAUUCUGGUUGACUCAUCAAAUUAUUAGUUGUGUAUUACAAUUUACAUUGUAUAUAGAAAAGAGCAAGUAAAGAGAACUCAAAGAAUACAACAUUCUCCACAGAAAACUCAGUCUUAAAAAUGCCAGCUCUUCUUAGUUAUGUGCCUUUGAAAAUAUCCACUAGUAUAUGCAUGUAUGCAUUUAGAAGUAUCACUACUGACUUGUAACAUUUGAAAAUAUCCACUAGUAUAUGCAUGUAUGCAUUUAGAAGUAUCACUACUGACUUGUAACAUUUGAAAAUAUCCACUAGUAUAUGCAUGUAUGCAUUUAGAAGUAUCACUACUGACUUGUAACAUUUGAAAAUAUCCACUAGUAUAUGCAUGUAUGCAUUUAGAAGUAUCACUACUGACUUGUAACAUUUGAAAAUAUCCACUAGUAUAUGCAUGUAUGCAUUUAGAAGUAUCACUACUGACUUGUAACAUUUGAAAAUAUCCACUAGUAUAUGCAUGUAUGCAUUUAGAAGUAUCACUACUGACUUGUAACAUUUGAAAAUAUCCACUAGUAUAUGCAUGUAUGCAUUUAGAAGUAUCACUACUGACUUGUAACAUUUGAAAAUAUCCACUAGUAUAUGCAUGUAUGCAUUUAGAAGUAUCACUACUGACUUGUAACAUUUGAAAAUAUCCACUAGUAUAUGCAUGUAUGCAUUUAGAAGUAUCACUACUGACUUGUAACAUUUGAAAAUAUCCACUAGUAUAUGCAUGUAUGCAUUUAGAAGUAUCACUACUGACUUGUAACAUUUGAAAAUAUCCACUAGUAUAUGCAUGUAUGCAUUUAGAAGUAUCACUACUGACUUGUAACAUUUGAAAAUAUCCACUAGUAUAUGCAUGUAUGCAUUUAGAAGUAUCACUACUGACUUGUAACAUUUGAAAUAUGGAACAUCAACUUGUUGACAGCUUUAAUGUACAGAGAAUACAACUUUAGUUUUCUCUAUAUAUCAUUUUUACCAAACGAGUGAACUGCCCCUUUUUGUAUCUGACCAACAAAAGUGAGGUUAUAUCAAGGGAAGUUCACGAGUUUUAUAAAAAUGUUAUCUAGCAAAAACAAGUGUGGUGUUUUAUUUAUUACCCACCAUCAAAUAAUGUAAAAUUUGACAAUUAGUUUGAACUUUACUGAACUAGACAUGCGAAUGCUCACAGCUAAGACCAGUGAAGAUGGCGUCACUAACCUUGAAUUGUUUCAGUAUAGUCAGGUCAGUUCUGUGAUUGUGAUCAAAUGUAUAUAUAUGUUUUAUUGUGCUAUUCAUACAUGUAUGUGAACAUACUUGGCUAGGUAUCAACAAAUUCUCAAUAAAAUUUACUAUUGUAUAUACUUUGUACACAUAACUUAAUAAACUAAAGGUGGAA
Molecule: messenger RNA, 4436 nt
Organism: Gigantopelta aegis
Lineage: Eukaryota; Metazoa; Mollusca; Gastropoda; Neomphalida; Peltospiridae
Product: zinc finger and BTB domain-containing protein 18-like
Exons: 4
Coding region: 783-2408 (541 amino acids)
Biological process (GO): regulation of transcription by RNA polymerase II
Cellular component (GO): nucleus
Molecular function (GO): DNA-binding transcription factor activity; RNA polymerase II cis-regulatory region sequence-specific DNA binding
Source: RefSeq, a predicted model, not a curated record